Molecule: messenger RNA, 4643 nt
Organism: Anthonomus grandis grandis
Lineage: Eukaryota; Metazoa; Arthropoda; Insecta; Coleoptera; Curculionidae
Gene: Als2
Product: alsin
Exons: 7
Coding region: 211-4497 (1428 amino acids)
Source: RefSeq, a predicted model, not a curated record
UCAAAGGUUUAUAUUUAUAUAAUUUAUUUUUAUUAUUGUUAGGAUAUAAAUAAACAAAUUAAUGAAGUUAAUUAAAUUAUGUUCUUGUAAAAUAUGUAGGCUAAUUUGACCUAAUGGGCCAAGCCUAGACACACUGGACAUUAGUUAACAUAAUGAAGAAUCCACCAAACAAUUCAGCAAAAUUAAAAAGUCCUUCCUCCUACUAAUAGAAUGAAUCAUUGUAACAUAAAUUUGUGGAUUUGCAAUAAAAGCAUCAAACUGACAAACGCCUUUCCUAAAUCAGUGAAAAAAAUUGCAAAUAUCAACAACCAUCUGUAUCUUCUAACCAAUGAUAAUGAUCUUUACCAAGGGUUUGUUCAAACAAAUGAAAACAAUGAGCAUUUUGUACAACUCUACCAAGUAGAGCAAAUUAAACCAUUAGAUAUAGAUAGCAGCAAUGACUGUUUGUAUAUAGUGAAUUCAGAAGGCACUGGAUUGGCAUGUAAUGAAGAUUUAAAAGUAAUCAAAGAAUUAACCCUUUGUGAGCCUUACCAAUGUUCACUAGGUCAUAAUUGCCAGACUUACAAAAUUAAAAUAAAAAGAAUUGUUGCUAAUGAUUUUGGGAUUCUAUACAUAUCAGAAAAUAACCAGCUCUGGGCAAGUGGGUUUAUGCCCCAUAUAGGCAUUAACUCUGAGGUGCCACAAAAGAUCAUUUUCUUUUCAGGAAGAGAAGUUCAUGAUAUUUGCAUUGGGGUAGACUUUGCUGUUGCACUUGUAAGUAAAAGAAAAGUUAAUCACAGUGAGUCUGAAGACAUUUUUAAUGAUGCAACUCCAACAUGUCAAGUGUGCUCCCAAAAAGAAUUGUCAGAACAUGAGUUAUGCAAUAACCAUAAUGAACUCUGCCCUUUGGGGGUUGAACUGAAACACAGCUCAAGCAGUGAAAUAGAUCAAGAACCCAGUAGUAAUAUAAAAAUAGAAAAAAAUAUCAUAUUUAGAAAUACAGAGGCUGCCAAAGAAUUUUUAACAAGACAAAUCUCUCGAAUGUCCUCUGCCGGAGAAGAAUAUCUUAUAGAAUGUACUGAAAAGCCUACAAGAAUCAUCAAAGAAAAUAUGUCUAAUGUGGCCAGUUUUGUUUAUGAAGGAGUUAAAACUGUAGGUGAUAAGGUAGCCACUCUAUCAAGACAUGUGAGCUCAAGCUCAGAAUAUGCCAGUCUCAUAGAUAACAAUAAUGCUCAAAAACAUUCUAGAGAAGAUUUAUUGUUGCUUUCUGGUAGUCAAAGCACCUCCGAACAAGAUUUAUCUGAGGCAGAAAUUUUAGAAAAUGUUGAUGGAAUAAUUAGUAGGGGGAUGCAACUGUUAAAUAGGGAAGUUUGGAUGUGGGGAAAUGUUAGAUUAGGGUGUUUAGGAACCCCUGAAGCAAAGAAUGAUCUUCCAGUAAUCAUCUCGUCCCUUUCCAACCUAGGGGUGACAAAGGUAUCUCUCCAAAAUCACCAUGCUAGUGCUAUUACUUUAGAUGGCCGUAUGUAUUUAUGGGGACGAAACAACCACCAUCAAAUAUCUAUAGAAAACAAUUCUGACCAAAUAACUCCUAAAUUAUUUAACUCCAAUAUGAAUGAGAGGGUUUUGGAUGUGAAUUGUGGCAGUUGCUUUACAGCAGUUUUAACUAGUAAGAUAAAUUUGACUUAUUUUGGAAAGGAGUCCGAAGCAAACCACCAAAAUAUUUAUAAUAGAUUUAUGUCUGAAACAGAAGAAAAUGGCAAAUUGUUAAACAACUUAGUCAGUAGCAAAGAGUAUUUAUUGUUAAAUUUAGGUCAAAAGUAUGAUGAUAGCUUUAAUAAUUUUUUAGUUAAAGAACAGAUUAUGCUUGAGGAAAUGUUAUGUGUUAACCAGUAUGUGAUAAAAAUCUUGAGCAAAAAGUCUUGUGAAUCUGAAUUCACGAACCUCUUGGAAGCUUUAUGUAAGAGUUACAUAGAUUUAAUUUAUUGUAUAGCUGCUAAUGUGGAAUCCUUAUUAGCAUAUUGCAGCAAUGCUAUUAUGAUAAAUGAUAUUAUUAUUAUAAAAAAUUUUAAAGAAUUUUUAACUAUUUUUAAAAAUUACGUAAAUGUUGUUGAAAACGUAGUUAGCAUAAAUGGAUUCUUGCAUAUUUCAAAACUGGUCCCUACUAGCCCACACUUGUACAAUUUAAAAUCUGGAAUUUUAAAAGAAAAAGAUUGCACUGAGAAAGAUAUAUCUUUAGUGCUCCUUUCCCCAGUUAAAAGGACCAAUGUAUAUACAGACUUUUUUAAAAGACACUGUCUAGUCGAACUAAAUCAAGCCAAAUGGAAAGAUUUUUUAGAAUAUAUCGACUUAAAAUCAAAAGAGGCUGAUAAAACAAGCAAUUUUUGGCUAAGCAAUGGUAAAAGCCUAGAACAUUUAAUAGUACCGCAAAGAAGAUUAGUUUGCGAUAGCCAAAAUGAUACAAUCGUGUUACAAGGUUCAAGCAGGUUCUCCUCGCACAGAUUCAUCUUAUUUUCAGACAUUUUUGCCCACAUAAGUGGCUCCUCCUCCAUUUUACAUACAUUAACAAUGAUCUGGAUCGAAUUGCCACAGCACGAUACGCAGCAUUUAAUCACCAUAAAAACCCCAGAGGACACAUUAACUUUGGUAGCAACAGAUGCCGUCACUAAGAAUGCAUGGUACCACGCCCUACAGAAUUCGGUAAAAAUCGCUUUGAACAAGAAAGAUCUUCUUCAAGCACCCUUAGCGAGGAGCGGAAGCUAUACGUUUUGUAAAAGUGGAUUUUUUAAAGAUGCAACAUAUUCUGGUAGAUGGCUUAACACGAAAAUGCAUGGCAGUGGUAAAUUAAGGUGGCCAGAUGGCAGAGUCUAUACCGGACAGUUCAGUAAUCAUUGUUUGUGUGGGUAUGGGAUUAUGGAGAUGCCUGGUGUAGGAACUUACGAGGGCGAAUGGAAAGAAAACAAACAACACGGAUACGGCACCUUCACCUACAGCAACAAAGACAUCUAUAAGGGUUAUUUCAAAGACGGGUUGCCUCACGGACACGGAUUAUUGCGCAAAGGCAACUUUAUGGCGAAUUCGGCUUCUUUAUACAUCGGCGAAUGGAGUUGCGGAAAAAAAUCCGGUUAUGGCAUCAUGGACGACAUCGCUAGCGGUGAAAAAUAUCUCGGUUUUUGGUCCGACUGUAAAAAGGAAGGUAGAGGGAUGAUCGUUACAUCGGAGGGCACAUAUUAUGAAGGGAAUUUUCAUAACGAUUUACUGCAAGGUGAAGGCAUAAUGGUGUUAGAAGAUGGUACUCAUUAUGAGGGAGAAUUUAAAGGUACUGGGAUUGUCAGUGGGAGAGGAACCUUCACAUUACGUUCCGGACAUGUGAUUGAAGGUUUCCUUCAAGGUUCUAUGGAGGAAGGUAUAAAAAUUGCAUCAGGCACGUUUAGAAAGGGUCAAGAUUCCACUCCAGAUCUCCCAAAAUCAUUUGGUCAACUGUGCACCCCUCCAUCUCAAAAGUGGAAGGCACUGUUUAUACACUGCCAUCAAGUUUUAGGACUGAAUGGCGAUUCCACUUUAGAAACUCCAAGGAUUUGGCAGAAUGUAGCUGUUUACUUAUCUGGGGCAACUACUUUAAAAAAGGGCAAGGGCGAUGACAACAGUUUGCAGAAUUCCUUGGAUCAUCUCGAUGUUAUUCCACCUUUUGGGAGGGAUAAGAUCACCAUGGACUCUUAUGGAGAAAUCAAAACCUAUUUGAAUAGGGCAUUUGAAAGUUCUUACCACCCUCUCGGUUCUCUCUUAAAUAACUUAUCAGAAGCCUACAUAUCUUCCUACAGCGGUAGGGUUCAUCCGAUACUAGUGAAUCAUGCUAUAUCAGAAAUAAUUGAUAUUACUCAACGAUUUUAUGAAACUAUUCGAUAUUUGUUUCCUGGUUUGCCAGCCUGUGACAGCGAGUGUGUUUUAAACGAUGGCCAAGAAAAAUUUGAAAUUGUAAAUUACCAGUGUCUUUUAUACCCAGUGAUAUUACCAAAGGUGUAUAACUCAUUAUGUACCCUUUUGAGCUUGAAAAAUGAAAGCCAAGAAAAACGGUAUAAAAAGGUGUUGAUCGAGUGGAACAAGUUGUCUGAUAGGAGCUUAAUGGCGGUCCUUUCUGUAGAAAAAAAAUUUUUCAACUUGGACCAAGUGAUUAAUCUCUCAGACAAAAGUUGCGCGUUCGUCGAAGCAAUAGAAACUCUACAGCAAAUAAUCUCGGUAUUUUUACCGAUCGAGAAACUAACUGUGAUCAGAAAUACGGUGGAACAUAUGACGCCCGUGGCUCAAAGUCUACUUGGAAAAACUUACUCGUGGAACAUGGACGAUCUGUUUCCGUUAUUCUUGUUUGUGGUGGUACGCGCUAGGAUUCCCCAUUUGGGCGCCGAGCUGGAGUUUAUGGAGCAUUUUAUGGAUAGAAAUCUAGAUAAUGGGGAAUUGGGAAUUAUGUUUACCACCCUUAAGGCAUGUUACCAACAAAUCCUGCAAGACAAGUCAUUUGUAUAAUUGUGAUAUGUUUAGUGCAAUAGAAUGAAUAUUUUAAAUGUUAUUUUUAUUUUUUGUAUUUUAUUAAAUUUCUUUUUUUAAGAAUCAGAACCUGUACCUGAGCCAAUGAUUUAGCCAAAAACCAAAUAAAGUACAUUAUUAGUUUU